Molecule: messenger RNA, 1806 nt
Organism: Carassius gibelio (silver crucian carp)
Lineage: Eukaryota; Metazoa; Chordata; Actinopteri; Cypriniformes; Cyprinidae
Product: putative methyltransferase-like protein 7A
Exons: 3
Coding region: 211-1035 (274 amino acids)
Molecular function (GO): S-adenosylmethionine-dependent methyltransferase activity
Source: RefSeq, a predicted model, not a curated record
UUUGUUUUUCAUGUCCGCGAUUUGAAGCGACCCAAAUAACGCGAUAUUUAGCACCUAAAAUGCGAAUUUUACCAGGGGAACCCGAUCAAAAACGUGUUUUUUACCCAAUCGAUAUUCGUUUUUUACUGGAGAUCCACCCCGAACCGAGAUUCGGUUAGUUUCGGUUUUUUUCUGAGUGGAAACUUGAAAGAUGGAUCUUGUUGUGAAAACAUGGCAACCCUGAGCAAUGACACAAGGUGCGCGCAACAGCUAGUCCCUUCUGGUCUACUAAAUACAGCUGUUGGUGCUCCAGGUUUGUCUCUAAAAAUGACGCUGUUUAUGAACGCUUGCGCUUUUUUAGUCAAAGUCUUCACUCUACCGCUGCAAAUUGCGGAGGUGAUUGGACUUAUGUCUAUCUACAAACGCGUCUUUCCUUUAAUCGUGUAUAAAUUCUCGUUCUCCUACAAUGAUAAAAUGAACGAAAGCAAAAGGGAACUAUUUCGAAACCUGGAAAAAUUCUUCCCCGCGAAAGGCUCUCUGCGCAUCCUGGAGCUGGGCUGCGGAUCCGGGGCGAACUUUGAGCAUUACCCGACGGGCUGCAGGAUCACAUGCAUCGACCCCAACCCGCAUUUCCAAAAGUACCUUGAGAAAAGCAUGGCGAAGAACGACCACCUCGUUUAUGACAGCUUCAUAUUGGCGUCGGGGGAGAAUCUAAAGGCGGUGGAGAGCAACGCAAUGGAUGUUGUGGUGUGCACGCUGGUUCUGUGCACAGUCCAGGACACGCAGAAGGUUCUGCAAGAAGCAAAGAGAGUUCUGAGGCCUGGAGGUGCAUUUUUCUUCCUUGAACAUGUGGUGUCUGACCCCUCAAGCUGGAUUUACUUUUUUCAACAUGUUCUUCAACCAUUCUGGUAUUAUUUCGGUGAUGGCUGUGAGACAACCCGUGCUACUUGGAAGCAGCUUGAGGCAGCUGGAUUCUCGGACCUACAGCUACGUCACAUCCAAGCUCCUCUGUUUUUUAUGAUCAAACCACACAUUGUUGGUUAUGCAGUCAAAUGAUGACAAUUUAUUUUGCCAAAAAAAAAAAAAAAAAACACAAAAAAAAAGCAACAACCUGCAUUCAAAAAGGAAUAAUUUCACCAUCUACUUUUAAAUGUUUUUGUAUGAAAGACCAAUGGGCUAGGUGCACAAGAUGGCGCCGGUGAGCUUCAGCGACGCGAGUGUGUGCGUACUUAUUUCCGGUCUUGCGAUGCUCGCAUUGACUGUAAGGGAAACUUACAUAUGAAACUUGGCUAGAUGUAUAUAAUUAAUGUUUUUCAAAUUUAACAGCGGAUAGUGGUAUAUCCGAAACAUGGGGAAACAUCCUCCCUAUAUUUUGCGUACCUCUGUGGGGAAAUUCAUCAAGAUACAACGCGGAGAUUGCUUUAUUCUUCUGUUGAUUAUGCGGAUCAGCGUCCGGUCAGGUCCACAGGGAUUUCUUUUUUCAAACACAAAACUGUCAAAUAUGCUAUACUUUUCAUUUUCGAAGAGCUGGUUUUGUUCUGUUAUGUAAGAUAAAUGUUUCUGACUGUCAGACGCACAGAGAUUUCUGAUAAAGCAUGUUUUAUUAACUUUAUUUGAUAACAUAAUUUAUAACUAACUGUACAAUUAAACGUAAUAUAAUUAAGGUUUGCCUUAAAUAAAAGAUCGCUGUUUGCAUUCAUGUGCGUUUUUAUCUGUUUAUUUGUUUGUGAAAGAUCUGCAGCAUAAAUCAUUAUCUGUCUAUGAGCAGCCAUGUAUAUAUUGUUAUUGUUUUGCAUUAAUUAUCAAAUUAAACAGAUAUUAAAAUUA